AUGGCAGCGCCGACGAACCUCGUCCACCUCGUCGUCUGCAGGCUGUGUGACAGCGAGGUCACGGUCUGGGACGACGUCCUGAACACCGCCCUCAACGUCUCCCUCAGGCCGAUCGAGUACAGGAUCAUGCGCACCAUCUCGAACAUGGGCGACCACGCGAUCAUCUACGGGGAUCUAUCCGACGUCAUGGACGGGAACAACGCACCCGGUCUCGAACAGGAAGAUGAUCAACUCCACCCUCAGGCCCCACUGCGCGAUCAAGCUGUUGGAGGCAGACACGGUCAGGAGCAGGAGUACGUGAACAGGCAGCAGAGCGCAAGCCCGGCCGCGCAGAGGGACACGACCCCGCAGGAGACGCCAACCAAGACCAAGCCCGCGUCCAAGAACCCACUCGACAAGCUGAGCAACAGCCGUUCGUCCAGCCGCAGGUACCAGGGCGCGUCCACAUACUCGCCGUUCCAGGCGCAGGGGGUGCCGUUCCAGCAGUCGCAGACGAUCCAGCAGCCGGGCGUGCCGAUGGGCGGACCCGUGAACCAGAACCUCAGCGCGUGGAACCAGAAGGACCUCGAGAUGAUCUCGGCCGCAUUGAAGACAAGGCUCAACGUCACCAGCGCGGGCGACACCAGCAUCAAGGACCCGUACCGCAGGUACCUCGACGACGACGAUAGCGGCACGACCGUCGCCAAGCCCAGCGCCUACCUCGGGAUCAUCAAGACGGUCGAGUACGCGAUAGGGCUCGGGACCGCGAAGGGGGACCAGAAGACGGGCAGGUCCAGGCUGUACUUCGACGUCGUGAUGACGGGCGCGGACAAGAACUGGCUCCUGAACCAGUGGACGUCCAUGGACGUCGUCAUCGAGGGGGUCCCGCACGCACGCGUAGAGCCACGUGAACCCGGGUCCACCCUCUCCGUCGUACUUGAUCAGGUUCUUGGACAUGUCCGUGCGUAG
Molecule: messenger RNA, 948 nt
Organism: Diaporthe citri
Lineage: Eukaryota; Fungi; Ascomycota; Sordariomycetes; Diaporthales; Diaporthaceae
Exons: 4
Coding region: 1-948 (315 amino acids)
Source: RefSeq, a predicted model, not a curated record